This is a messenger RNA of Solenopsis invicta (red fire ant), 1658 nucleotides long. RefSeq names its product probable G-protein coupled receptor B0563.6. The transcript has 6 exons. Gene Ontology annotation, biological process: G protein-coupled receptor signaling pathway. Lineage: Eukaryota; Metazoa; Arthropoda; Insecta; Hymenoptera; Formicidae. The coding region runs from base 172 to 1425 and encodes 417 amino acids. Gene Ontology annotation, molecular function: G protein-coupled receptor activity. The record is from RefSeq and is a predicted model, not a curated record. Gene Ontology annotation, cellular component: membrane.
CUUUAUUGAAAGUAGAUUUGCAGCUGACUAGAGAGAGAAGGGGAGAGACAAACGUGCGUGUGAGAAAGACGCGAAACGUCAAACAGUAAAAGAGUUUCUAGAGCACUUGAUCAGUACAAGUUCUUUAACAGCGAUCUUAAUUCGUAUAAUUAAUAAUCAACGGCACGUACGAUGCUGACAGGAGUGAUCGACGGUACUCAGUUGUGUUGCGAAGAUGACAACUCCACUGUCGGUCGCGUGCCUAUCGAGGACAACAUUGCUCACAAUCAAGCAAUGUCUUUGAUGUGGACCUCUUACGGUAUCGUAGUCCCGAUCAUAUUGACCAUCGGCGCUUUCGGCAAUGCGGCAAUCUUCAUCGUGUUAUCCGGUCCAGUGUUUCGCGGUAUCGCAUACUUGUACCUCAGCGGACUUGCGCUGGCGCACAUUGGUGUUGUUUUAUCCUGGAUAACAAUCACACUGAGAUUGGGCUAUGGCAUGAGUAAUAAUUACCCAUCAGCUUUCUACCAUGCGCAUCUUGAACUCGUUAUUUUGAACGCUUUUUCAGCUGCCAGUGUUUUUAUCAUGGUCUGCUUAAUUGUAGAUCGAUACAUGUUUGUAUUUUUUCCGGCGCGCAUUCGCACCGGAAGCACGCGCAAGAACGUCAAUUCCUUCGUACUGUGUUCUUUUAUUGCCGGCUUCAUGAUUAGUAGUCCGCUAUCGGUUAUGAGAAUUGUUCAUGCGGAACAGGAUGAAUUAGGUACUUCUUUUACAUUACGUGAAAACGUCUAUAUUACGCAAAGGAGGAUAUGGAGAAUAUAUAUUUGGAUAAUGGAGAUCGCAGUGCGAAUAUGCCCGUCGAUCGUAUUUAUUGUACUGAAUAGCCUGGUCAUUAAGAGGUUUCUACAGCUGAAUGCGCAAAGUCGGCAUUUCCACGCCGUUUCGGACAAACUUCAGAAAAACAAGCCUGAUACGUCGUUAUUGUCUCGCAAUCGAGGCUACAGAGAGGAACAACACUUGGCGAUAUUGACGACAACAAUGAUUCUAUGCUUUUUUGUAACGGCAGUUCCGCCAAGUCUUACGUCCAUACUAUAUACCGAUCGUCAUUCGUUGGACUUCGAUUACCAAACGUUCCGAGUGUGUUCAGCGAUCGUCGAACUCAGCAAUUAUGCCAUUUACAUUGUUAUAUAUCUCGCCUGCAGUACAGAAUUUCGAAGGGAGUUUUUCCGAAUUCUACAAGGAAAAUGUAACGAAAAUACGGGGCAAGACGUUGAUCCGCCGAUCGGCGAGAUCGAGGACUAUAGCCGGCACGGCACUACUGUUCGACUAUCACCGGAACAUACCAAAUUGAAUUCUCCCGAGUCGCCGACCAAAGAAACCAGAAUGGAGGAAGACGCGCUACCGUCAGAGGCAAAUGGGCUAAUGUUAGAAAACCGUGUUGUCACGUAAUCAUACAUUACGCGCUGAGAUCAAAGACAAUGGAUCAUUUGUAUUUAUUAUGUGUAUGUAUUUGUAUGUAUUAUAUCAUUGUACAUUUUCAAUGCGUCCACAUUGGAACUUUGUGUAUAAUUAAUGACGUUAAUGUAUGAAAUAAUUAAUUGUUCCAAAUAUAAUUCUGUAUGAUACCAAUGUAUGCCAUAUGUAUAUCAAUUUCUGUAUUAUAUAAUACAAUAUACUAAUAA